CAGUUUCUGACCAAUUUCUCUCUAUCGGAAAAAAUCCCAGAGCACAACAUUUGACAUUGUACCGUUUAACUCUUGAAUUAUCUGGGUUCACUCUAUUAGCCUCAUCCCGAAGAAAAGGUCAUACCACCAACUAUGAGCGCCCGAUCACGAUCAUCGUCACCGGAGUUUGAUCCUUUGGCCUUCGACCAGGAUUUCACUCCUCUACCGGAGUACAAGGCCCCGACCGACACGGCUCUCGACUUUGGUGGUCUCCUGCCCGAGCCUUUGAAGCUACACGAAGAUUUAAAGACGGGAUGCGGAGGCCAGCUUUGGCCGGCCGGAAUGACUCUCGCCAAGCAUAUGCUGCGCUACCAUGGCGAUAAGCUGCAAAAGGCUCGGAUACUCGAGAUUGGCGCCGGCGGUGGCCUUGUUGGACUUGCAGUUGCCAAAGGCUGCAGCUUUGAAACUCCCAUGUACAUCACAGACCAACUGGAGAUGGAAGAGCUCAUGGCAUACAACACCACCUUGAAUGGCCUCAAUGACAAGGUCAAAUCCAUGAUCCUCAACUGGGGCGAGCCACUGCCAGAGGAAAUUGUUGCUCUCAAGCCUGAUACUAUUCUAGCCGCUGAUUGCGUCUACUUCGAACCCGCCUUCCCGCUCCUCCUCCAGACCCUGAAGGAUCUAUUGGCCCUUGAACCCAACGCCACCGUUUACUUCUGUUUCAAGAAGAGACGCCGUGCAGACAUGCAGUUUCUCAAGGCUGCCAGAAAGACUUUCAAGAUUACCGAGCUUGAGGACCAAGACCGGCCCGUGUUCUCUAGAGAAGGCUUGUUCCUGUACGCGUUUACCCGCAAAUAA
Molecule: messenger RNA, 837 nt
Organism: Neurospora tetrasperma FGSC 2508
Lineage: Eukaryota; Fungi; Ascomycota; Sordariomycetes; Sordariales; Sordariaceae
Exons: 3
Coding region: 133-837 (234 amino acids)
Source: RefSeq, a predicted model, not a curated record